AUGCUGACCAAGCCCACCUUGUCAACUCGACUCUUCCAGUUGGAAGAGUGGCUGGGUUUUUUACUAACCCUCAAUGAGACUAUCAGGUGCCCUGUAAUAGGUACCCUAACUCUGAAAAGUAGCUAUUAUUGUCUUCGUUUUUAUUCCCUACCAUCUGCUCCAAGCUCCCUGCCUCAUCUUACCAAAGUCUCCCUCCCGCCAGUGUUCUAUGCAGAAUCACCACAUACACUCUGGCCUAGGGGAGGGGCUGGGAGGAGCCGAGUGGGGGCUUCUUGUCGCAGAGUCGGACUGCGCCUGCGCGGACUGCAGCAGAGGGCGGAGUGUAAACCGCCAAAUACACUGAGACUAGCGUUCACUGUUGGGCACGAAAGUUCCCUCCGCCGCCGCCGCCGCCGCGGUGCAAAGGCCACUGCGCACAACAGCAGCUGGGGUGAAAUGCAGGCCCUUAACGCCCCGGGCCUUCCCGCUACUAUUCCAGGCUUAGACGCUCCCCAGGGUUCCAGCGAUCCCCAGAUCCUCCAGAGCCUCUGCACGUUUGAGGGCCAGAACACCUCUGUGCUGCUCACCCCUGGUGAGGGCCCAAGCACCUCUGCGCUGCCCAUUGCAUCAGAGGGCUCAAACACCUCUAGGCAGCCCACUGUCUCUGAGAGAUCGAGCACCUCUCUGCUGCUAACACCCAGUGGGGGCCCAAUCACCUCCAAGACUCCUGCCGUCUCUGAGGGGCUGAGUGUCUUGGUGCCCCUCACCCCCAGUGAGGGACUGAGUAUCUCCGUGCCGCCCACACCGGGUGAGUCCUCAAGCACUUUUGUGCCGCCCACUGCUUCUGAUGGACACAGCACCUCUGGGCUGAUCACCCCCAAUGAGGGACCGCACACUACCAGGCUGCCCAACACUAGUGAGGGACCAGGCAUUUCUGGGCCGCCCAGCACAUCUCAGGGACUAAUCGUCUCUGUGCUGCCCACCCCUGGUGAGGGACAGAGCACCUCCUGGCUGUCCACUGCAUCUGAAGGAUCACAUAUUUCUGUGCCACCCACCCACAGGGAGGUCCUUAGCACCUCCUUGCUGCCCACUGCAUCUGAAGGAUCACAUAUUUCUGUGCCAUCCACCCACAGGGGGGUCCUUAGCACCUCCUGGAUGCCCACUGCCUCUGAGGACGCUGCAGUAUUAUUGAGCUCAAGUGCUUCUGUGGGCCAGAACCCCACCAAGUGCCCUAUUGCUUUGCCACACCCUAAACUUUCUAAGGCUUCUUUGGACUCAGAGGGCCCCACGGGUGCAGAAGGCCCCAUGGAAUUACAGGACCUGAGAGACUGUGACAGUUCCAACUCCGUUACCAUUAAGGGCCUCAGUAGUUCUCAAAUCAAUAAUCUGAAGCCCUGGGACCCUAUGGAACAGAAUGUGGCUGAGUUGUUGCAGUUCCUACUGGUAAAGGAUCAGAGCAAAUACUCUAUCCGAGAGUCUGAAAUGCUGCAAUAUGUUGUUAAAGAAUAUCACAACCAGUUCCCUGAGAUCCUCAGACGAGUAGCAGCCCACCUGGAUUGCAUUUUUAGGUUUGAAUUAAGGGAACUUGACCCUGAGCAACGCACCUACAUUCUGCUCAACAAACUGGGACCUGUGCCUUUUGAAGGGUUAGAAGAGAGCCCAAAUGGGCCAAAGAUGGGCCUCUUGAUGAUGAUCCUAGGACAAAUAUUUCUGAACGGCAACCAAGCCAAAGAGACUGAGAUUUGGGAAAUGCUCUGGAGGAUGGGGGUGCAGAGGGAGAGGCGGGGUUCCAUAUUUGGGAACCCAAAGAGACUUCUGUCUGUAGAGUUUGUAUGGCAGCGUUACUUGGACUACAGGCCAAUAACUGAUUGUGACCCAGUGGAGUAUGAAUUUUUCUGGGGCCCAAGGUCCCAUGUAGAAACCACCAAGAUGAAAAUUCUGAAGUUCAUGGCUAAAGUCUAUAAUAAAGAUCCUAUGGAUUGGCCAGAGCAAUACAAUGAGGCUCUGGAAGAAGAUGCUAGCAGAGGUGCUGCUGAGGGUUGGCAGGCUCUGCCUCCCCACAGGAGGCACUUUUUUGAAGAAGCUGCUGCAGAGGUAGCAACCCCUGAUUCAGAGAUUUCCACUUAUUCCUCAAAAUAUCCCCCUCAUUCAUGGCCUGAGUCAAGAUUGGAGAGCAAAGCAAGGAAGUUGGUGCAGUUAUUUCUGCUCAUGGAUUCAACUAAGCUGCCUAUACCAAAGAAAGGAAUUCUCUACUACAUUGGCCGAGAGUGCAGUAAAGUGUUCCCUGACCUCCUGAAUCGUGCUGCUCGCACCCUGAACCAUGUCUAUGGGACAGAGCUAGUGGUACUUGAUCCCAGGAACCACUCCUAUACCUUGUACAACCGAAGGGAAAUGGAAGAAAUUGAAGAGAUUGUAGACAGUCCAAACAGGCCUGGCAACAACUUCUUAAUGCAGGUCCUAAGCUUCAUCUUCAUAAUGGGCAACCACGCCAAGGAGUCUGCAGUCUGGGCCUUUCUGCGUGGUUUAGGGGUUCAGUCUGGAAGAAAGCAUGUGAUUACCUGUAGGUAUUUGAGUCAGCGUUACAUAGACAGUUUACGGGUUCCUGACAGUGAUCCAGUCCAGUAUGAAUUUGUAUGGGGCCCUAGAGCUCGCUUGGAAACCUCCAAAAUGAAAGCCCUACGAUACAUGGCCAGAAUCCACAGAAAAGAACCACAGGACUGGCCCCAGCAGUACAGAGAGGCAUUAGAAGAUGAGGCCAAUAGGGCUAAUGUUGAACACAGGCAGUUUUUUGUGCACAACUUCAGAUAGAGAAAUGUGUAUCAGUCAGAGGGGCCUUGUGAGGUUGAGCCCUAGGGCCCUGAGUCUCAUGUAUUAGCAUGGCAGGUAUAUUAUUGUGUUUGGUAUUUAUAUUCCAGUUCCAUUUAUGUCUUUUCAUAUUUUAUUCUUUGGUAUCUUGAAAUGUUUCAGCUGUUUUAAUAUCCUGUCCAGUAGGGUAAAUGUGAUUGACCACUUGCUAUCUUUGUUGUAUUUUGGUAUAAGAGUUUUGAUAGCUUUAUAAAAUACUUUGGGACUCUUUCCAUCUUGCUGCAUUAUCUAGAAGAGAAUAUAUAGCAUAUAGCUAUAGAUAUAGGCUUUUCCUUGAAAGUUUGAAAAGAUUCACUGAUAGUGAUCUACCUUCAGGUGUUAAACAAAUAUAACAACAUCCGAAAAAGCACUCUGAAUUGUGGCUGGCCUCCCUUGCUUCUGCUGUUGUGUGAAGAAUACUGAGGUUUACAUGUAUUUGCUUUACUGUACUAAAUGUAAUGAAAAAUAAAAGUUUAA
Molecule: messenger RNA, 3300 nt
Organism: Tupaia belangeri chinensis (Chinese tree shrew)
Lineage: Eukaryota; Metazoa; Chordata; Mammalia; Scandentia; Tupaiidae
Product: melanoma-associated antigen E1
Exons: 3
Coding region: 1-2787 (928 amino acids)
Biological process (GO): negative regulation of transcription by RNA polymerase II
Cellular component (GO): nucleus
Source: RefSeq, a predicted model, not a curated record